UACCCAGACCAUCGAAACAAAACAUUCUUCAGUUGAUCUUGAGAUUAAGUCACUCCUCCAUCCCAUCUCAAGAACUGAUCAAGGAAAGGAAAAAAAAUGGCACUGAGGAGAAUAAUCAAGGAGCUCAAGGACCUUCAGAGGGAUCCGCCGACUUCCUGCAGCGCCGGGCCUGUGUCUGAUGACAUGUUCCACUGGCAAGCAACAAUCAUGGGGCCCAAUGACAGCCCCUACUCUGGAGGAGUGUUCCUGGUGACCAUCCACUUCCCUCCUGACUACCCUUUCAAGCCUCCAAAGGUGGCAUUCAAGACCAAGGUGUUCCAUCCAAACAUAAACAGCAAUGGCAACAUCUGCCUUGACAUCCUCAAGGACCAGUGGAGCCCAGCUCUCACCAUCUCCAAGGUUCUUCUGUCGAUCUGCUCGCUGCUGACGGACCCGAACCCGGACGAUCCGCUGGUGCCGGAGAUCGCUCAUAUGUGCAAGACUGAUCGCCUCAGAUACGAAUCCACCGCAAGAGGCUGGACGCAGAAGUACGCCAUGGGCUAAGCUUAGCUGCAAGCUAGCUAAUUGCAGCUGAAAUGGCAAUUGGAUUUGGAUUUGGAUGCAGGGGACAAUCAGUCAAUCACCAGCAUGUCGAUUAGAAUUCAGAAAUAUAGAUCGUGCCAUAAAAAAAGAUAGUAAUAAUUCUUGCUUGCAAUUAUUAGGAUUGUUGUUGCAAAUCUGAAUCAUCGUUAUCAUCUAACCUAUAAUCAAAAACCAUCGUCUUCUUGGUGAGGAGGAAUAAUAAAAGUCUGCGAUUUUGACGGAA
Molecule: messenger RNA, 805 nt
Organism: Oryza sativa Japonica Group (Japanese rice)
Lineage: Eukaryota; Viridiplantae; Streptophyta; Magnoliopsida; Poales; Poaceae
Source: RefSeq, a predicted model, not a curated record